Microthlaspi erraticum is the source of this 987-nucleotide messenger RNA. The record is from the annotation of a GenBank genome assembly. NCBI's taxonomy places the organism in Eukaryota, Viridiplantae, Streptophyta, Magnoliopsida, Brassicales, Brassicaceae.
AUGUUAUCUUUUCGAAUCCCUUCGAUGGGAAGCAAUCCCACGGCAUUUGCAGCUAAAAUAACAGACGGCACAAAGACCGUGGCACAACUCAAGUCCGCUGCGACGCCAUCACCUCAUAGCACGGUCACGUGCGGUUACCAAGCUCACGUGGCAGGCUUCUUCCGAAACGUCACCGUUUUAUGGUCCAAGAAUCUCAUGAAUCAUGCCCUGACCGUCAUGGUCUCGAGUUUAGACAACGACAUGAACUAUUGCUGCAAGAUCGAUCUCGUGAAGCCGUGGCAGUUCUGGAGCAAAAGAGGGUCAAAGUCAUUCGACGUCGAAGGAAACUUUGUGGAAGUCUUCUGGGAUCUCCGGGCGGCGAAACUUCCCGGAAACGGAAGUCCGGAGCCGGUGUCAGACUAUUACGUGGCAGUAGUUUCCGACGAAGAGGUUGUUUUAUUGUUGGGAGAUUUAAAGCAGAAAGCUUACAAACGGACAAAGUCAAGACCAGCGUUGGUGGAAGGGUUUAUAUAUUUCAAGAAAGAGAGUAUUUUUGGGAAGAAGACGUUUUCGACAAGAGCAAGAUUCGACGAGCAGAAAAAGGAACAUGAAGUGGUGGUGGAGAGCUCAAACGGUGGUGGAAUGACGACGGAGGACAAAGAUCCGGAGAUGUGGAUAAGCGUGGACGGGAUCGUGGUUGUUAACGUGAAGAAUCUGCAGUGGAAAUUUAGGGGGAAUCAGAUGGUUGUUGUUGAUAGGACUCCGGUAAUGGUGUACUACGAUGUGCAUGAUUGGUUGUUUGGGAGUUCGGACCAGACGGCGAGCUCGGGGUUGUUUGUGUUUAAGCCUGUUCCGGUUGGAGCGAUGGUAGAUGAGAGCUUUAGCGAUGCGGAGGAAGGAGACAGUGGAGGAGGGAGUAGUCCUUUGAGUCGGUAUAAUUCGGCGUCAAGUGGUUAUGGACCUUUGCAUGACUUUUGUUUGUUUCUUUAUGCUUGGAAAAUCGAGUGA